Messenger RNA from Jaculus jaculus (lesser Egyptian jerboa), 2264 nucleotides. RefSeq names its product FMR1 autosomal homolog 1 (gene Fxr1). The transcript has 16 exons. Gene Ontology annotation, molecular function: mRNA 3'-UTR binding; translation regulator activity; protein homodimerization activity. Gene Ontology annotation, cellular component: presynapse; nucleus; axon. Gene Ontology annotation, biological process: central nervous system development; regulation of translation at postsynapse, modulating synaptic transmission; regulation of mRNA stability. The record is from RefSeq and is a predicted model, not a curated record. Bases 54 to 1838 code for a protein of 594 amino acids. Lineage: Eukaryota; Metazoa; Chordata; Mammalia; Rodentia; Dipodidae.
CUCGGGUUGGAAAGUUUCUAGAACCUCUUCCCGGCGGCCUUUGCGGUUCCAACAUGGCGGAGCUGACGGUGGAGGUUCGCGGCUCCAACGGGGCUUUCUACAAGGGAUUUAUCAAAGAUGUUCAUGAAGAUUCCCUAACAGUCGUUUUUGAAAAUAAUUGGCAGCCAGAACGCCAGGUUCCAUUUAAUGAAGUUCGAUUACCACCACCACCUGAUAUCAAAAAAGAAAUUAGUGAAGGAGAUGAAGUCGAGGUUUAUUCAAGAGCAAACGACCAAGAACCAUGUGGAUGGUGGUUAGCUAAAGUUCGGAUGAUGAAAGGAGAAUUUUAUGUCAUUGAAUAUGCUGCUUGUGAUGCCACUUACAAUGAAAUAGUCACAUUUGAACGACUUCGGCCUGUCAAUCAAAAUAAAACUGUCAAAAAAAAUACUUUCUUUAAAUGCACAGUGGAUGUUCCAGAAGAUUUGAGAGAGGCGUGUGCUAAUGAAAAUGCACAUAAAGACUUUAAGAAAGCAGUAGGAGCAUGCAGAAUUUUUUACCACCCAGAAACCACACAGCUCAUGAUCCUGUCGGCCAGUGAAGCAACUGUGAAGAGAGUUAAUAUAUUAAGUGACAUGCAUUUGAGGAGUAUUCGUACCAAGUUGAUGCUUAUGUCCAGAAAUGAAGAGGCCACUAAACAUUUAGAAUGCACAAAACAACUUGCAGCAGCUUUUCAUGAAGAGUUUGUUGUGAGAGAAGAUUUAAUGGGUCUGGCAAUAGGAACACAUGGUAGUAACAUACAGCAAGCUAGGAAGGUUCCUGGCGUUACUGCCAUUGAGCUAGAUGAAGAUACUGGAACAUUUAGAAUCUACGGUGAGAGUGCUGAUGCUGUAAAAAAGGCCAGAGGCUUCUUAGAAUUUGUGGAAGAUUUUAUUCAAGUUCCAAGGAAUCUUGUUGGAAAAGUAAUUGGAAAAAAUGGCAAAGUUAUUCAAGAAAUAGUGGACAAAUCUGGCGUGGUUCGGGUAAGGAUUGAAGGAGACAAUGAAAAUAAACUACCUAGAGAAGAUGGCAUGGUUCCAUUUGUAUUUGUUGGCACUAAAGAAAGUAUUGGAAAUGUGCAAGUUCUUUUAGAGUAUCAUAUUGCUUACUUAAAGGAAGUGGAACAGCUAAGAAUGGAACGUUUGCAGAUUGAUGAACAACUACGACAGAUUGGUAUGGGUUUCAGACCUUCUUCCACCAGAGGGCCUGAAAAAGAGAAAGGAUAUGCCACUGAUGAAAGUACCGUCUCUUCUGUACAAGGUUCUAGGUCUUAUAGUGGAAGAGGCAGAGGUCGUCGGGGCCCUAAUUACACCUCCGGUUAUGGUACAAAUUCUGAGCUGUCUAACCCCUCUGAAACAGAAUCUGAGCGUAAAGAUGAGCUGAGCGAUUGGUCAUUGGCAGGAGAAGAUGAUCGAGAGAGUCGACAUCAGCGUGACAGCCGGAGACGCCCAGGUGGAAGAGGCAGAAGUGUUUCAGGGGGUCGAGGUCGUGGUGGACCACGUGGUGGCAAAUCCUCCAUCAGUUCUGUGCUCAAAGAUCCAGACAGCAAUCCAUACAGCUUACUUGAUAAUACAGAAUCAGAUCAGACUGCAGACACUGAUGCCAGCGAAUCUCAUCACAGUACUAACCGUCGUAGGCGGUCUCGUAGACGAAGGACUGAUGAAGAUGCUGUUCUCAUGGAUGGGAUGACUGAAUCUGAUACAGCCUCAGUUAAUGAAAAUGGGCUAGAUGAUAGUGAAAAAAAACCCCAGCGACGCAAUCGUAGCCGCAGGCGUCGUUUCAGGGGUCAGGCAGAAGAUAGACAGCCAGACUCUUCGCACUGAAGAUGGGAAUUGCCAUCCCAGGGACGGUGUUUUAGAUUGUGUUUGAGGUUGAUUGGCGAAACUGGGCAGCUUGCAUGGUGCUUGCUUACUAUCUGGACUUGGCACCUGUUUUGGUGGGAAUUGUAAUAGCCACAAUUUAAAAAACAAGUGUAGAAGAAAAAUACUGAAGUCUUUUUUCCUAAUGAGGAUGCAUGUUGUUUGUGUUAUUGUAGUGUGUUGCCUUUUCCUUUACACCUACUAACUACUCAAGUAGCAUUUACUUAGUUUCAUUCAGUAUUUUCAUGUUGUCAUAAUUUUUAGUAACUACAAAGAAACUUGUUUGCUGUGUCUAUUAUUUUGAACUUACAUUUCCUAUGUACAGAGAAUCACUUGUAUAUUCACCAUGAAGAAAUUGUGUGCACUAGAAAUAAACCCCUUUCAAACUAA